This is a messenger RNA of Ectocarpus sp. CCAP 1310/34, 6182 nucleotides long. NCBI's taxonomy places the organism in Eukaryota, Phaeophyceae, Ectocarpales, Ectocarpaceae. The record is from the annotation of a GenBank genome assembly.
ACUAGAGGCACGCAGAGGGAAGCACCGCUUCGACAAAACACGCAGGAAAGCCAACAUCACCCUUGGAGCAUUACGUCAGCCGCGAGCGCAGCACGGCAGGCACGCUAGCCGAGACAUUUGGGAACGUUCUGGAUGCGGUGCGGAGUUUUGGCGGAGAACGUUUGAUAGCACAGGUUGCACUCUCCAAGUUUGUUUCCAGGUUGCACCCCGCCAAGACAGAAGCGCAGUCACAGCUCGCGCGACGAGGAAAAAGCUUGGAGGUUUUCUACCCCGAAUCCACAGGCGUGCCUGCGUGGUUUGACACAGGCAGCGGCAGGGACUGCGGCUGCGCCAAGGUUGAGGGAGAGCGAGUUCAACUUUACCAACGACACGUACUCGUUCUGCCUUGUGCAAUCAAGCAGCAGCAGCAGCAACAGCAUGCAAGAGCACGUCGUAGACGAGUCUCGUGGCCCUUACUUCCCGUUCAACAGGAGGGAGACCUACCCGAAGCGGUUGAAGGUGGACUUCAGGAGGCUCCCGACGAGCACCUUGCUGACGUACACAGCCCACCACGACCUCCAUGUUCGCCCGGACAGCACUCACGAAGAACUCGCCAUCGCAACAGCUAGGCACUUCGCCGCGUGGCGCAUCAACGAAGAGUCCAUCAUGCGCAGCUUCUGCCAAGGCCUGGCCUCCUCCACCAUCGGCACCCCGACCCGCACCAUCGGCGACGCCGAGAACAACAAGCGAAAGCGCCUCGACUCUCUAGACCGAGAUCUCAACAUCGUGCCCCCCUCCCCAGAGCUUCUCGGCCUGGCCAACGCCGCUGCCGCCAGCAUCGGCCGCGGUAGCCGGGGAGACCCCCCCCACCACAAGAGCUCCUCCAACCCCCGCAGCCCCCCGCGCAGCAGAAACCGGGGGGGCGCCGCGAAGAGCAACGGUGGAGGCGGUGCUAGAGACCGCACUAGUGACAGACGGGGUGGCGACGGGGCUCUUGGCCUCCUCGCGCAGGGCGCGGCUUCUUUUUCUUUGUUCAGCCACAGGUCUUUUGUCUUCGACACCGCCGAGCAGGUUGCUGCCUACGUCUCGGGCGCGUGGAUCCUUGCUCGCGUCGUUCAGCACAAGGGAUACGGCAAGGUGGAGCUCCACGACGAAGACGACGCCUCUCACGUCUUCGAACUACCUAUCAGCGAAGUCAGGCACCUGGAAGACUUGUCUUCGGACCUGGGCAAGCACGACAGGGUCUUGGCGGUGUUUCCGGACACGACCAUCUUCUACUGCGCGACGGUCGCCAAGGACUCGCCUCGCAUGGAUGGCAACACCAAGGUGCUGUUGGUUUACUUCGAGGACGACGAAGACGCUAACGGGGGGCGUCAAUACCGCCGCAUUCCCGUGGAGCACGUUAUGAUCGAAGACGACGGGGGGCACGCGAACCGCCACGGCUACGCGGCUGGGGCCGGGGUGGGUGGGCGCAGCAAUGGCGGCGGCACUGGCCGGAGCGAAAGGAGCGUAAGGUCUAGCGUUUCCGGUCGGGCUACCGGCUCCCAUCGGUCACGUUCCACGUCUCCCCGUGUCAGAAACGAGUACGGAGGGGGGUCCGCGGCGGGGAGCCACCUCAUGGGGGGAGCUGCAUCGUUAGCCUCGAGGGCAUCGGGCGGCAGCAGCGCCGUCGGAGGGGGCGGAGGAAGGGCGAGCAACGGCAACAGGGACCAGCAGGGGGGUAGCAAGAAGGGCGGCGCCACCUACGCAGACAUGAUCGCCCACGCGCUAGGCAAGGUGGAGAACGGAAAGGGCGCCUUCACGCAGAUCUGCGAUAUCAUCGAGCGGCAGUUCUCCGAGUAUCUAAACUGGAAGCUCGAGAGCGAUGUCCGCAAGACCCCGGUGUGGAAGUCAUCCGUCCGGAAGAUCCUCUUCUCCAACAGCAGGUUUCAGCACCAUUCCACGACCCCAGAACUGGGGCAUGUGUUCACCAUGGCCCGCUCCAAGAAAAACAACUGAGGUUCGCGGAACGUCCCGUGCGAAAGCCGUUUCCACGCACGGCAUUAUUUCAUUUUUUUUUUACCCUACACGCGUUACUGGAGCGUCAACGUCGCGUCUCCUCGGAAUCUAGGGUUGAAGGUUCAGAAGCCAGUUCAGGAGAGCCAAAAGCUCGGGACUGUGAUCCACCAACAGAGGUAGGGAACGGCAAAGUGUUUUCUCGCAUAUUCUUGAGCCGGUGCGAUAGUGUAUUUCCUCCCGCUAUCUUUAAACCUCCCAGUCUCUCUGUGGAAGAAAUGUGUCCGUAGUGAUUAGGGAGGAGGGCUAGAGGAGGGUCCUAGGCACUGUCGGUGGGCUACAGCUGACGCUGUGGCCGAGGGGGGAUGCUGGUGCUGAAGCUGACACCGGUAUUGUUUGGGACAGUCUCCGGGGCUCCCGCUAGACCCUCAACUGUUAGCACGCACACCCAGGGGCUGCCCGUUGAGUAUAUCCGGAGGGGGAGGGGGGGGGGACAGGGUGCUUUCCUGUCCGGUGUGAAGCUGGGGUCUCGUCGUGGCCCAGGCGGGGCAGCUCGAGGGGGUAUGUAGAUAUUUCGGGGGGCGGGGAAGUGGGCAGGGAGAACCAACCUUUCCCAUCCACGAGGGGGAAGGAUGUACGAGAGGGGGGAAUGAUAAAGAUUUGAGCAACUUUAUUGGUGUGGUGAAUGCGUCACUUUCCGGCAGCGAAGGCGUCUCGGUGUUUGUCCGCCAAUGCCGGAUUUCGACGCUCAACCCCAACACGCACGCAAGAAGGGCCGAGGGGGGCCGUUCUAAGUCGUGGACGCUUUGCUGCUGGCUGCGUGGGAAGUUUCCGUUUGUUGCGGUGCAGUUGUAUGUUGUUUUUUUCUUGCUGGAUAAUUGUUGACCUUUUUUACUAGGUGGGGCGGGGGGAGGGGGUGUAUACCGGCAAACGAUCAACGUUGACUGCCAUGUACAAGUACACAUUUUGCGCGUGGAAAAAUGCUGGCGAGGCUUUCGGGUUGUGUAUUGCAAUACGUUAGGCGUAACGGCGGUGUGGAUGGGUGUACAAUAGACAUGUGCAUAUACCAGUGAGCGGAAAAGAUCGACCAUUUCCCCUCCCGCUAUCCUAGAGUUUCCGUCGUUGUGAGAAAGAUUCUUCAAAGUUUGGUCGGGGGAGCGGGCAAUCCCGCGUCUCCGGAUCCAGGCAAGAUUUUAAGGUUUAUUGCCGUUUACGCUAAAGCUUUUCCCGGUGUUGCAUAUGUACAUUGUGGCCCUGAGUUGAAAAGCCCCCUCCCAGCCCUGAAAGUAUUCCCCAUUAUACGAUGCCGUGUGUCAGUAAAUAAACUGCGGGGGAGACACAACCCCUCACUGUUGAGUCGAUCUAUCUACUCUUGAGGUGGAAGUUACUGUACCUUGUCUGCGCGAUGAGCCUUAGAGAACAAGCAUGUCGUCUCCGAACUACUCGUGUCGGCAUUCGUUAAGCGGCGUUAGGUGUAGCGAAGUAGAUGAUUGGGGGGAUAAGCGAGUAGCAUUUUUCGUGGCGUUCCUUUCUGUGCAUGCCGACAGCAGGUCGAGCAUGCGUCGGCGGGACUGCGGCAGCACGCGACGCAAACCAGCGCACGUCGUUUGCGAAAUCUGGUUCUGAUUUCUUGUCGAGUCUGACCAGUAGCCGCAGUAUCUGCCGCAAGCUGUCUUGGAUAGGAAACUCCCGUCCGCGCUGCGUCAGUGACGUUUGCACCUCGUACGGAAAAUGGACUUCACAGGUUUUUCUAAGUUAGGUUUUUCUAGGUUUUGAUUGUUUUUAAUUUUUGGGGCUUUUGGGGUUCGUGUGUUAUUUGUUUGUCGGUGAGGUUCGACCAAAACAAGCUACUGCUCCUGAAAUGGGUGGCGAGGCGAGUUGGGCUUCAAGAAGUCAUUACGAAUCGGUGGGGUGGUAGUCUACCGAUCGAAAAGGCGGAGGAGGGGGCAAGGGGGAGUAGCCGAUAAAUGGGGGAUGUCUUCGAGAGGCCGAAACAGCUACAGCGGUUGGCAUGUAUGCCUUGGUAUGUCCUGACCCACCUCUCGAAGCUGCCCCUUGAGACAUGAUGGUGAUUCUUGUUUCGUUUUGCCUUGCUCCCUCCCAGACCGAACGGCUGUGAAUUGAGACAACAGUGUCACGUGACUUCAGCUUGACGCUGCUCGCUUCGUAUGUGUGCUGCCAUUUGUCCCUUUUGUGCUUGGAGCGUGUGCUACUGUUGUGUUUUUUGCGUGCGAAAUCACCGGCGCGCGUUGCAGUUUUUGUUCUGCUGAUAGUGAAGUGAAAAUACCUAGUUUUUGUUGCAGGGGCGAGGCUUGUCGGAGUAACGGGCAUGCUCACUUGAUGCUUGUUGGAUCCUCACGUAUGGGUAACCAUGUGCUUCCCACGGCGUUGAUUUAUGCGUUGAAGUGGUCACGGUGUGUGCAUGCGUGUAUCGUUUGCUUGUACUAGUAACAAGGUUGGAUUGAGGUUGGGGGGCGUGAUGUUUGGGGUCGGAAAAAUAAAGGAAAAAAGGGAGGGAUGGGGAAGGGAUGCAGUGGAAGUGGACGUUGCAUAAUGGGACUGGGGAGUCGCUGUGCUUGGGUAUGAAAUCAAUUCUCACGUACAAAUAGUACACCUAAGAAACAUGACGUAUGUUAGUAGCUUAGACUCGCGCCCAUUGUCACCGAGCAGCACAGAGGGAGAGCCCCAAACCUUCAUUACCCCCUGGGGGUGGAUGUAAGGUUCCCGAACGCAACGAUUGUGCUGUCAAGACCGAGUUUCGGGGAGGGAAUAUUGUGAGGCCUAAGCGUGUAAGGCCGAAGGGAAAGGGGGGGGUACCCACUAACGUGCGUCACCGUCACCACUGAGUGUUGCUCGUUUUCGGGGUCAGGGCUUGCUGUGGGUUCAUUUCGUCGGGAGGAGGCGGCCAGGCAUUCGUGUGUUGCGCGUGAAGGUGUGCACGGGGAUCGGUCUACACGUUUGACGACAGCGUUUUGGGGCAGACGGAACACCCCCCCUGGGUGUGAUUCCCUGCCGUGAGAUUGGAACCCUUGCGCGUGGCUACCAUGCUUUGCUUGUACAGAUAUUCAUCCGAUGCGGGCGAAAUCUACACCUCACUGGACUUCCUCCGAGAGAGAAUGUUUUCCCACCUUGUCAGACGUACGCUUUCUAAAGUCUAAGAAGAUUCACAUCGAAAGGGGGGGGGGCGUACCAGAGGGAUAGAGGCGUGUCGUGGGGGCGGGGGUUGGGGGUUGGGAGUAGGCGUUGUGGGCAGUGUCCCGUCGGCAGUUGAACAUUUUCUCUCUUUCUGGACCGUGCCCGUGCAAGCACUGUCCUGCGUGUCGCGCAGCGCAGUGCCGUGAAGUGUAGUGGUGUGCAACAGUAGCUCGUUGACACCCUUUUUUCAUUCUCGAGGUCGACGUUUUCCAUGCAUCGUCGCGACGUACGCGUUAUCAAAGCGCGGUCGAUAUGAUGACCAGAUUUAAUCCCGCCGCUCGUACCCAACCGAGACCCUCCUUUCGGUAGAGGAACCGCGAAUCAGCGCUAUCGGGUAUAGUAACUCGGAGAUCAGCGCAGUGUACCCAUCAUCCGUGUGCGUAGGGUAGUGCUGUGUAGACGUCUGUGCUUCCCUUUGUACAUCGACACCCCGUGUUCACCUGUCUGUUAUGGGAUGGAGUUCGUCAUUGUCCUGACAAAUUUACCGGAUAUCGGGUAGAGGCCGGCAGGUUUGAUGGGCAGGCAGCAUCAACGAUGGAACGGAAUGAAAGAUGAAUAUGACAUGAACCUUUCAAGGUCGCGUAGCCGGAGUGUUUGUGUGUGUUUCCAUUUUUUUCUGGUGCGAACACAACUACACCUUCCCGGUUAUUUGGCCUAUGAGUCGGGGUCGUACAGGAGGAAGGGACCACACGGAUGUCCUUUUUCUUGUACGGAUCUUUUCCCAAGUUAGGCCCAUGCUGUGCUUGCAUUCGAAUUUCAAAGCAACAAGGGUCAGCAGUCCCUCCUUUGUGGUAUUCGGAUGAAAAUUGUUUCGAAGGAUUGCAGAUCUUCCGAGAGAUAUUCUGCUACUAGUACUGCAGUAGGAUUGCGAGGCUACCACCUAGAUUGAGAUGAUGAUGUACGAAGACAAUGGACUGACGUCGCUCCACAUUCGGCGAGAUUCACAUUCCACGUUUCGGGUCAGCGCCAAUCGCACGGGAGAACUUGUCUGAAGAUUGAAUCGCCUUCAUUGU